AUGGAGAAGAUUGAAGACAUUGUGAAAAGAAACAGCAGCGCCUUCCUUAGCAUUAAAGAUGAUGAAGCAUCAAAAUGUGACCAGUCUCUAACAUCCUUAAAUCUGGUUCUUUGUGGGAGACGAGGAGCAGGGAAAACCUCAGCAGCCAAGGCCAUUCUAGGUCAGACAGAUCUUCCUUCAGCCUCCAGCUCAUCACAGUGUGUUAGAAACCAGGGAGAAGUGUGUGGACGUUGGGUUUCUCUGGUGGAGCUGCCUGCAUUGUAUGGAAAACCUCAGCAGGAAAAGAUGAAGGAAUCAUUCAGGUGUAUCACUCUCUGCAACCCUGAGGGUGUCCACGCCUUCAUCCUGGUCCUACCUGUGGGUCCCCUCACUGAUGAAGAGGAGGGAGAGUUACAGACCAUCCAGGACACAUUCAGCUCUCGCAUCAACAACAACACAAUGAUUCUGUUCACUACAGAUUUAGAUCCUGAACAUCCAGAUGUGGUUAAGUGUCUUAAAAAAGAUAAGAACAUCAAGGAGCUAAUUAAGAAAUGUGGAAAAAGAUACGUUGUUGUCAAGAGCAGUGACAAGAAGCAGUUCUCUAAAGUAAUAGAUUUUGUAGGGAAAAGGGAACAAAGCUGCUACACAAUAGAAACCCUCUGUGAAGCUUACUUGGAUAAAAUAUUAAAACAAGAGGAAAACUUCUCCGGACUACAGACAAAAUCUUCCAUGCUUCCAUCACAGAACAAGUGGACAAAUGAGUGCCUCCGGAUAGUUCUGAUUGGGACGACUGGUUGCGGGAAGAGCUCUUCAGGAAAUACUAUCCUUGGUAGAGAAGAGUUUGAAGCUGACUUAAGCCAAAACUCAGUGACAAGGUGCUGUAAGAAAUCACUGGGUGAGGUGGAGGGCCGUCCAGUUGCUGUGGUGGACACUCCUGGCUUGUUUGACGACAGUUUAACACAAGAAGAAGUGCAGCUAGAAUUGGUCAAAUGUAUCAGCCUUCUGGCACCGGGUCCACAUGUCUUCCUGGUAGUGGUACCAAUUGGAGCAAGACUCACACCAGAGGAGAAACAGACAUUAAAACUUAUUAAAGAAGGUUUUGGGAAGAAUUCUGAAAAGUACACCAUCAUUCUUUUUACCAGAGGAGAUUUGCUAAAGGAUAAGCAGUCCAUAGAUGAUUAUGUGGAAAAAAACUGUGGUGACUCCCUUAAAAAGAUUAUUGAUGACUGUGGGGGUUACCAUAUGUUUGACAACAACGACAUUCAAAACCGCAGACAGGUUAUAGAGCUGAUCAGAAAGAUUGACAACUUGGUGGCUAAAAAUGGAUGCUUUACCAAUGAGAUGCUGCAAGAGGCUGUAACAGCCAUAGAGAACCAAAUUCAACUAAUCCUGAAGGAGAAAGAAGAAGAAAUUGAGAAAGAAAAGAAGAAGCUGGAGGAAAGAUACCAAAAGCAAAUGGAUGAAAUGGAAAGAGACAUGAAAGAAGAAAGAGCAAAGAAAAUAAAAGAGUUAAAUGCGAAAGAAAACAAAAUUAAAGAGAUUGAAAAACACAUUUACCAGACUGAAGAAGAAAAAAAGAAAGAACAAGAAAAAUGGAAGCAGGAAAGAGAGGCUUUGAUGGGAAACCAACCGAAAG
Molecule: messenger RNA, 1615 nt
Organism: Cyprinodon variegatus (sheepshead minnow)
Lineage: Eukaryota; Metazoa; Chordata; Actinopteri; Cyprinodontiformes; Cyprinodontidae
Product: GTPase IMAP family member 4-like
Exons: 2
Molecular function (GO): GTP binding
Source: RefSeq, a predicted model, not a curated record